CGUUGCCAGUAGGAGGCACUACGUGCAUUAAGUUGGCCGGAAAUACGUUCUGGUCUGAUACCAAUGAAGAAGAAAAAGUAAAUUGCAACAUGGCGACUCCCAUGCAUAGAAUAAUAGCCAGGAGACAAGCGGAUGCAAACAAACAACAUGUGCGUUGCCAGAAGUGUUUGGAGAUGGGACACUGGACCUACGAAUGCACAGGGAAGCGGAAAUAUGUGCACAGACCAUCAAGAACAGUUGAGAUGAAAAAGAAACUCAAGGAGAAUGAAAACAAACCACUCAGCAUCACUGGACCAGGAACAGAAGGCUCCAGUGAGAAGAAAAUGAAAAAGAAGGCUAAAGAUGGUAGCGACAGCAGCAGUGAUUCAGCCGGCUCCUCAAGUGACUCAUCGUCAGACAGCAGCGACUCCUCCAGCUCCUCUUCAGAUGACAGCGACAGCAGCAGUGACAGCGAUGAUGACAGCUCUUCCUCGUCUUCGUCUUCCUCCUCCUCUUCAUCCUCAGACAGCUCAAACUCAGGAAGCAGCGGCAAUUCAGAUCAAGGACCUCCAAAGAAGAAGAAAAAGAAGAAAUGAACAAAUAUGUUGGAAUAAAUGCAUUUUCUUCUUGUUUUUUGUUUCCCUCAGUACAUUUUCGCUGUAUACUACCCCCCCCCCCUCUCAUUCAUCAUAGUUGGUUGAAUCUCAUUCAACAGAACACCUUUUAGGGCUUUAAUAGAGUUUUACCAGUAAUAGCAAAAAUGGAAACUAGACAAGAGAUCAUUUUGGGUUCGUCAAAUGUGUCAUGUUCUGUUUUCAAAAACACAUUUCCAUUUUUACUUUUAUUAAUGCGAUAUUUUCCCAGGUUUGUGGGUCUACUGAGGAUAUGAAAUUUAAAUAUCUGAGGGAACUUAUGAGCGUAUUCCUGUUGAAUUUGUGAUUUUGUACUAAAGUAUAUUUUUAGUCAAACUUAACCUGCACAGCUCACAACCUCAAUAAACCAACGCCAUAUCUGGUAUCUUAAAAACAUUGAACCUUUUUAAAGGAUAAUGAAUAAAAGUCAACGUUUUGAAUUAGUUUGAAGUUAGAAGAUCUUGUUGCUAUUAAAUUGCAGUUGCUUGUUUCACUAAAAUAAACUUUGCUUGUUUUUGUUUUUAAGGCUCUUGCAUAUUUGCUAUUGUAAAAUGUUUUAUUUUGCUAAAGAGAAACACAUGACUUUACAUAUAUGCAUUUGAGAAUAAAAUGGUAAUAAAUUGUC
Cottoperca gobio is the source of this 1236-nucleotide messenger RNA. RefSeq names its product zinc finger, CCHC domain containing 10 (gene zcchc10). Lineage: Eukaryota; Metazoa; Chordata; Actinopteri; Perciformes; Bovichtidae. Gene Ontology annotation, molecular function: nucleic acid binding; zinc ion binding. The record is from RefSeq and is a predicted model, not a curated record. The transcript is spliced from 4 exons. The coding region runs from base 90 to 575 and encodes 161 amino acids.